Molecule: messenger RNA, 747 nt
Organism: Mollisia scopiformis
Lineage: Eukaryota; Fungi; Ascomycota; Leotiomycetes; Helotiales; Mollisiaceae
Exons: 2
Coding region: 208-534 (108 amino acids)
Source: RefSeq, a predicted model, not a curated record
ACUAUCUCGCUAUUGUAAUAAGAGAGGACCAGCGUUCAGUGCAGCAUUGAUCACGCCCAUUCAUUCGGCAUUCAGUCAAAUUUCUCUCGCUCCUUCCCAAGGAAGGGAGUUUUCUUUCCAAGCAACAAUAGAGUAUCUCACAAGGAAGAGCCUGUGUGUCUUCAUGUAUCCUCGCUCACCCAACUGCAUCGCAAACUCGAAGACGAAAUGACGACUUCAAGUUUCAUGGGUCUGCCAGUUGAGAUGCGUCUCCAAAUCUGGAACUACAUUCUUAAAAUCCCUCGAGUUGUUACGAUCGACUACGAUCCCAACUCUGAAGACUUCACAAGAGCUAAGCUACAUCAGACGACCCCAGUCCUCCUACACGUCUGUCGAGAGUCAAGAGCCCUUGCUUUUCCACGAUAUGGCUCCGUUUUUACCCCGACAAAUGGAAGAGAGUACACUGGCUGCAGAGGUCUCAACGUCAUUGAAAGACUUCUACAUCUCCUUACGAUCGAUGGACCAGCCACUGCAAGAGAAAAACGCGACGCCUGAUCACAGUACAUUGCCUCCAAUAAGGACAUCCAGGCAUUUCCAAAAUACGUUUGGGAUAUUUAUAGGGAUGCCAUUUACGAAUUAUGGUUCGACCAAACCCAAGAUACACUUCUCGUUGACGUUCUACCGCAGACAGACAAUCCUCUAGAAACCAACCCUCGUCGUUGUGAUGAUGCCUCCGAUCCUGUGGACGUAUGGGACCCUUGGGGACCA